Molecule: messenger RNA, 3477 nt
Organism: Sardina pilchardus (European sardine)
Lineage: Eukaryota; Metazoa; Chordata; Actinopteri; Clupeiformes; Clupeidae
Gene: tfr2
Product: transferrin receptor 2
Exons: 18
Coding region: 164-2710 (848 amino acids)
Biological process (GO): endocytic iron import into cell; transferrin transport
Cellular component (GO): external side of plasma membrane
Molecular function (GO): transferrin receptor activity
Source: RefSeq, a predicted model, not a curated record
ACAUAAUGCUGCUUGAGAUCUCUUCAUGUCCACAGAUGUAGAUACACACACACACAUGCUACUAUAAACACAUGGGACACACACAAUCUUGGAUUUGACAGGUCAACAUCGUAUUUUAUUUACAUCAACAGAUAAUCAUUUGUGAGAGUCUGUAUGUGAGUGAAUGUGCAGCAUUCAGCAAGCAGUCUGCGGGUUACAUCAUCCUGUAGUUUUUUCUUAUCACGUGAGAACACCUGGGACUAGGAAUUGCUAUUUGAGAGAGAGUUCUAGACAUUUGGCUUACACAUUUCUGAAGUUCAUCAGAACACAGUGGCAGACGGCACUUCCCAUGGCCACCAUUCAGUCCCUGUUAAGUGGGAGAGGUAGGGAUGGAGCCCAGGCUGAAGAGGGGAUAGAGGAAGGAGGAGGGGCCCGAGGCAGUCGGCCAGGUGUGGAACUUCAGCUUGUCCAAUCACAAUCACAAUCAUCAUCGCAGGAGGAAGAGGCGGAGGGGUUUGGGAGUAGCAUCACAGCUCUGGUUUUACGGCAACCGAUGAAGUACAGGAAGACACUGAUCUAUCUGGCCCUCACGGCACUACUCAUAUUUACUACAGCAUUCCUGUUGGGAUAUGUGGCAUUCCGGAGGUCGUGCCAGUACUGUGGAGAUGAUGAGGACCUGGUGCCAGUGGACGACCCUCCAGGGCUGCCCCAUUACCCAGAGGGGGACCUCCACAUGGGGGAGCUGCGGGACAUGCUGAAGAAAUAUUUCAGUGAGGAAACACUGGACAGCACUAUUAGGCGAGUUAGCAGGGCCACCCACCCACCUGGUUCCUCAGAGGGGAACGACCUGGCUCGAGAGAUCCUUCAGAGCUUCCAGAAGCUGCGCAUGGACCACACCUGGACCGACUCCCACUAUGCCACUCUACAGUUCCCCUCCAGGACCCAGAGGAAUGCCCUGUGGAUAGUUGAUAAGAAUGGGGUUGAGCUGGAGGAGAUCCCGCUGAAUGCUGAAGAUUACUGUGCCUACAGCCCCACCGGCACAGCCACGGGGGGCGUGAUGUAUGUGAACUACGCACGGGCAAAGGACUUUGACACACUGCGUUCCCUGGGCCUGUCGCUAGAGGGAGCCAUCGCCCUGGCGAGGGUUGGUGGGGGUGUGAGCUUUGCGGAGAAGGUGCGUCAUGCCCAGAGGGCGGGCAUGGUGGGCGUGCUGGUGUACCCAGACCCUGCCGACGUGCCCCAGGACCCGCGCAGACUAGGCCUCAGCAGCGACACAGCCAUCUCCGAACACGUUCAUCUGGGCUCUGGGGACCCCUUCACCCCUGGAUUCCCCUCCUUUAACCACACCCAGUUUCCACCCAUGCAGUCGUCUGGCCUGCCUCUCAUCCCGGCACAGCCAAUCAGUGCCAACGUGGCCUCAAUGCUUCUGAGACAGCUGGAGGGUGUGGCGUGUCCACGGGGCUGGCAGGGCCGUCUGCAGAUCUACGUGUACGUCAGGUGUGUGCUGGGGCCCUCUCUCACCGGAGGCACUGGACGGCAGGUGCGCAUGGGGGUGUUCAACAGCAUGACACCUGUACUCCUCAACAACAUAUUUGCCUCCUUUGAAGGCAAGGUUGAACCAGAGCAAUAUAUAAUCAUAGGGGCCCAGAGAGACUCUUGGGGUCCAGGAGCAGUCAAGUCUGGUGUGGGCACAGCCCUCCUGCUGGAGCUCGCCCGCACCUUCAGCUCCAUGGUGCAGAACGGCUUUUACCCCAGGAGGAGUUUGCUGUUUGUCAGCUGGGAUGCUGGUGACUUUGGUAAUGUGGGUGCCACUGAGUGGCUUGAGGGUUAUCUGUCCAUGCUUCACCUGAAAGCUGUGGCCUACUUCAGCCUGGACCAAGCAAUAAUGGGUGAUGAUGAGUUAUCUGCUUAUGCAAGUCCUCUUCUUGUGGAUCUAAUAGAAGGAGCCAUUAAGCAGGUGGAGCACCCCAAGCAUCCUGGCCAGUCUAUUCUGGCCCAGCUGGAGAGCCAGGGAGGGAACUGGAAGAGCCACAUAGUUAAACCCCUGUAUUUGAACAGUGGUGCUUACAGCUUUACUGCCUUUGGAGGGGUGCCUGCUAUGGAGCUGCGCUUCAGUGAGGCGGUGCGUGCCUACCCCUUUGUGAACACCCAGUGGGACAGUGCCAGUCGGCUGCAGGAGCGUCUGCAGGGCCAGCUGAGCUCAGUGGGGCGCACCAUUGGGGAGCUGGUGGGCCUCAUGGUCCUCCGCCUGGCCCAUCAUGCCGUUCUGCCGCUCAACCCCACCUGCUACACCGGCACCAUGCUCCAGUUCAGCUCACAGCUCAACCAGCAUUCCGCUGAGCUACAGGCUCGUGGUCUGUCACCCCAGUGGGUCUUUAGUGCCAGAGGAGACUACAGCAGAGCUGCCAAGACCCUGAAGGAGUCCAUCCAGAACAGUGACAUGGACGACGAGAGAGUGACUCGCCUUUACAACACUCGCAUCAUGAGGGUGGAGUACUACUUCCUCUCUCUUUACGUGUCGGCAGUGGAGACUCCUUUCCGGCACAUUCUGCACGGCCGAGGCAACCACACACUGAGUGCCCUGACAGAGCACCUGGCCCUGCUCCGCACCCAGCCCCACCUGUUCGACGAGGCCCGUUUCCGACGCCAAUUAGCCCUUUUCACCUGGACCCUGCAAGGAGCUGCCAACGCCCUGAGCGGAGACGUGUGGAACAUUGACAACAUAGUCUAGAACCUUCCAAAAUGUUCCUCCCACGGGAAGAGCAGCAGGCUCCAAGAGAGUCUGCCUAUAGCAAAUCAUCAAGAGUUACACUCUGGACUCAGAACACUCAGGUCUUUGCCCUCGAUUUGGAGAAGCUGCUGCUACCACUUCCUAACAAUCCUAAAGAUCAAAUUCUUAUGUAAAUGAGCACUUUUUUAGUGCACUGUAACAUCGGAGAACUGAAUUAUUUAUUUACCCUGAAAUCAUUUUAAUUUUUUGACAACACAAAAUGACUUACUGCAGCUUUAGACAUUUUAAAUUCCAUGUAAACAAAUAGCGAUUGCAUUCUUCUUUAAACAAACACCAAGAAAUAACAGGGUGACCUGUUAGGCGGCCUAGUUAAACUCCCAUACUGCCAUCCCAUAAUAAUUUAAUAUUGCACCUUGGUUACAGUCUGUGGCUCUGUGUACAGUUUUUCUCCUCCUUUCUCUGUUCUGAUUAACAUUCAAUUUAUGGCGAUUUCUCUAUGAUUCUUUUUUAUUGCCAAGUGAUAAUAAGUUUGUUACCAAUGUCAACAGUAAUUAUCGGGGGCAGGGACUCCCAUAAUUAUGACAGUCAUACUGUCGUCCAAUCACGAAGCAGCAUCUGCUAACAAUCAACUUAGUUAUUGGUGCACAGGUGUCAGGAUGGUGACAUCAUAGGGCAUGAGCAUGUUUGUGGUUUAUGGAGAGCAUUUGCCCUGCCUGUUCUGUCUGUACUGUGUGCCAAUAAAGUUUAGUUUUUUUCUUGUUGCACUA